CCAUGUCGAUCGGAUUUUACUAAAAGACUUUAAAUGGCGCGAUGUUGUUCAAGAUUUAGAUAUUAUUUUGACACAAGAGGUUAAUGAUUUGUAUUGAUCUCCUUUUUUCAAACAGUUGUGGCGACAAAGACACCAGUGAAGACCUCGAUAACACUUUGUCCUACUCUUGCGCAAAUGACAGUAUCAAAGAAAGGUUCUCCAUUCGGGCCUUUAGGUACUAUGGAGCUGAGGCAGGUGCCGAAGUUUACUUCCACUGUGUUCUAAGGGUUUGUCUGGCAGACAAGACCCCUUCAGCGUGCGAGUGCCCUUCCGAAAGUCGGUGUUCUAGUUCCAGGAAAAAGAGGUCAACAGUGGAUGAAACGAAAGUGUAUCACGUGUCUACCGGGCCUUUUAUUUUGGAGAACGACGAGGAAGAGAAAGAAAGAUCAGGUGAAGAAAAUGAGUCCAAGUCCCUCUCAAACGGUACAGUGAUUACAGUAGCGAUCAGCGGUGUUCUCGCCGUAGCAAUUAUCUGUCUCACGGCUUACCUGAUACUGCGCAGCCGCAACAAGCGCAGCCAACGUGGCGACAUCCACGUUGCUACAUAAGCAGGCGAACUGUAGCAACUUGCCAUUAG
Molecule: messenger RNA, 616 nt
Organism: Pocillopora damicornis (cauliflower coral)
Lineage: Eukaryota; Metazoa; Cnidaria; Anthozoa; Scleractinia; Pocilloporidae
Source: RefSeq, a predicted model, not a curated record